AUGCGCCGCCAAUCUGAGCGCCCCCGUGGCCGCACCCUCAAAACUUAUUCGAAGAAACCCCAGAGCCGCAGGUCCCUUGGCGCAGAAAUAUACCGCGACUUGACGGCUGGCAAUAACUCUAGGGUUUCGAGCGGCGACGAAUCAUCCAUCCGGGGAACUCCACCUAUUGUCGGUCAUCGCACCCCUUCAGCAUCGUUUCAAAGGGAUGAAGAGAGCUUGCCUAAGACCAAGGAGAGUAUCGCACUUACACCCGAAGAAACACACCAUGACAGAGUUCAGCGUACCAAAGACCCCUAUCACAUUCAGACCUCGUCCAUCAGCCUAGAAGAAGCUUCAUCGCAAGAUGAUGACGAUUCAUCAUCGAGGGACCAGCAGUCGCAAUCCGAUAGCUCGCCAAAUUUGGGCGUCACAUCCGUCGGACGGGGCGCUACACACUCGGCCAUCAAAACGGAACCACGAGACUCGCCUGAGGCCUUUCCCGAUGCGAUGGACCGGAGUCGUGUUCCACAGCUUCAUACUAAAACUGAAGGCUCUCCAUUUCAGAGGCGGAAAAGAAAGAGAGCAGAGUCUCCCUUUGGGUCUGACUUCUUGGUGGCCCACCAGCCGCGACGGUUUAACCAACAAGAAGGAACCUGA
Colletotrichum siamense is the source of this 636-nucleotide messenger RNA. RefSeq lists its product as uncharacterized. The coding region runs from base 1 to 636 and encodes 211 amino acids. The transcript is spliced from 3 exons. NCBI's taxonomy places the organism in Eukaryota, Fungi, Ascomycota, Sordariomycetes, Glomerellales, Glomerellaceae. The record is from RefSeq and is a predicted model, not a curated record.